GCCGAGGCCGGGAGCUGAGCGCUCUUGGCAGCUUAAGGAAUCGCAGGCUGGGCGCGCGCGAGGCUAGCCGUGCGGCUGCACGCUGGUGCAAGUCGUCCGAGGCGCAGUGAGCGCAGUGGACGCUGAGGCGCUACCGCAGGAGUCGCGGAGCCCCGGUGUCCCUAGCGCACUCAGCAAGGCCCCGGUUCUGGUUCUCUGCAGUCCCCGGAGCAGCUCGCGAUGGCCCCGCGCAAGAACGCCAAGGGCGGCGGCGGCAACAGCAGCGGCAGCGGCAGCGGCAGCGGCUCGGGCAGCGGUAGCCCGAGCACGGGUAGCAGCGGUAGCAGCAGUAGCCCCGGGGCUCGGAGAGAGGCAAAACACGGAGGACACAAGAACGGGCGGAGAGGAGGAAUUUCAGGAGGGUCCUUCUUCACGUGGUUCAUGGUCAUUGCACUGCUGGGCGUCUGGACAUCCGUGGCCGUUGUGUGGUUUGACCUCAUUGACUAUGAGGAAGUUCUAGGAAAGCUAGGAGUCUAUGAUGCAGAUGGCGACGGAGACUUUGAUGUGGAUGACGCCAAGGUCUUAUUAGGCCUUAAAGAAAGAUCUACUUCUGAGAGGACAUUUCCACGGGAGGAGGACGAGGCGGAGACACAGGCUGAGCUGGAGGAGAGGGCUCCCGAGGGGACAGAAGUCCAGGAUGUUGAAGAUGAAGUCAAAGAACAAAUUCAGUCCCUUCUCCAGGAAUCAGUGCACACAGACCAUGACCUUGAAGCAGAUGAGUCAGCAGGAGAACCACUGCCAGAGGUUGGGGACCUCCUCACAGUGACGGACAGCGAUGACAGAUUUGAGGACCUGGAACCCGGGACAGUUCAUGAAGAAAUUGAGGAUAGUUACCACAUGGAAGAGACAGCAUCACAGAGCCAUCCAAACGAUGUAGAAGAGAUGAUGAGUGAACAGGAAAAUUCAGAUCACAGUGAAGCAGGGACAGAGGCUGGCACGCCGCAGCAGGAUCCAGAGGAAGUAAGACACCAAGACUAUGAUGAACCAGUAUAUGAGCCUUCAGAAAAUGAAGGGAUAGAGGUUUCAGAUAACGCCAUAGAUGAUUCCAGCAUAAUUUCAGAAGAAAUAAAUGUUGCCUCUGUGGAAGAACAGCAAGACACACCACCAGUUAAGAAGAAGAAGCCCAAACUUCUGAACAAAUUUGAUAAGACAAUUAAGGCUGAGCUGGACGCUGGAGAAAAGCUCCGGAAAAGGGGUAAGAUCGAGGAAGCAGUGACUGCAUUUGAAGAGUUGGUUCGAAAGUACCCUCAGAGCCCACGAGCACGAUACGGCAAAGCGCAGUGUGAAGAUGACUUGGCAGAGAAGCGGAGAAGCAAUGAGGUUCUGCGCAGGGCCAUCGAGACCUACCAGGAGGCGGCCAACCUGCCUGAUGCCCCCUCAGACCUGGUGAAGCUGAGCUUGAAGCGACGGUCAGAAAGGCAGCAGUUUCUAGGUCACAUGAGAGGUUCUCUACUUACCCUCCAGAGACUAGUUCAGCUGUUCCCUAGUGACACUACCUUAAAAAACGACCUUGGCGUAGGAUACCUCUUGAUGGGAGACAACGACAGCGCCAGGAAGGUUUACGAAGAGGUUCUGAAUGUGACACCAAACGAUGGCUUCGCUAAAGUGCACUAUGGCUUCAUCCUGAAGGCACAGAACAAGAUAGCAGAGAGCAUUCCCUACUUAAAGGAAGGAAUCGAAUCUGGGGCCCCUGGCACGGAUGAUGGCCGGUUUUACUUCCACUUGGGGGAUGCCAUGCAGAGGGUCGGGAACAAAGAGGCAUAUAAGUGGUAUGAACUUGGGCACAAGAGAGGGCAUUUUGCCUCUGUGUGGCAGCGCUCCCUCUACAACGUGAAUGGUCUGAAGGCUCAGCCGUGGUGGACACCCAGGGAGACUGGCUACACGGAGCUAGUAAAGUCUUUAGAGAGAAACUGGAAGUUAAUCCGUGAUGAAGGCCUCAUGGUGAUGGAUAAAGCCAAGGGUCUCUUCCUGCCUGAGGAUGAAAACCUUCGGGAGAAGGGCGACUGGAGUCAGUUCACACUGUGGCAGCAAGGAAGGAAAAAUGAGAACGCCUGUAAAGGAGCGCCUAAGACCUGUACUUUACUAGAAAAGUUUUCCGAGACAACAGGAUGCAGAAGAGGACAGAUCAAAUAUUCCAUCAUGCACCCUGGAACUCAUGUGUGGCCACACACAGGACCCACAAACUGCAGGCUCCGAAUGCAUCUAGGGUUGGUGAUUCCCAAGGAAGGUUGCAAGAUCCGGUGUGCCAAUGAGACCAGGACGUGGGAAGAAGGCAAGGUGCUCAUCUUUGAUGACUCUUUUGAACAUGAGGUUUGGCAGGAUGCCUCGUCUUUCCGGCUGAUAUUCAUUGUGGACGUGUGGCACCCUGAGCUGACCCCUCAGCAGAGACGCAGCCUUCCUGCAAUUUGAAAGGCAUCAGCCAAGACUCGGUUGCUCUCCAGGGAGACUGCCUUUCUGGUUCCUUUUGGGUGUGGAGAUAGAAGUUCAAGUGCUGCAACUCUUCAUCCUCUUGUUGUGCAGCUGAAGACCUCUAAGGUUCCUUCUGGCUUAGAACUCCCUGGAGGGAGCAUUUGCCUUCCUGUAAUUCAUUUAGGAGGCCUCUUGCUUCAUGUCACCCAUGACAGCACAGAACUGGUGCCUGGAUUUAAGGGGAACACUUGGUUGUGUUGUCUACGUGGCUGGCCAAAGAUAUUUUUCUACAUGGAAUAAUGUCUACAUCAUUGUACACGGAAGAUAUACUACAUAUAGAAACUGUGAAUGAAUCACUUUAGUUUAUAAUUUUUCUAUGCAGUUAUAUUUUUCUAAGUGGCUAAACUGUUCUGUCACCAUCUACCCCCAUGUUUUCGUUGGCUUUAAUGACAAGAAGUAUAAAUUCUUUACUUCUAACUGUUAAAUAGUAAUUUCCUGGUAAAUUCAAACAUCUCUUUUUUUAGAAAGAAAAAGUCACAUGUGAAGGAAAAGAACUUUGUUUUCCUAACAUAAAUAGGAAGCUAUGCCAGGAUGCGUGCAUGCAUUGUGCCAACACUUGUUCUUGGGUCUACCUGUGUAACUCAUUUAGACUCAGUGUCUCCCCCUUCCUCUGUGCUAAAUAAUAGGAAGUUCUUAUUUCUAAGAGCAACAUUUUUUUUAAUUACACUGAGCAAAGCCGUAGAAACAUUUCAUAUUGUGAUAGGAAAAUACCACAGAAAAUGGAGCUUGGAGAGAAAGUAUUACAAGGAAAUGAAAUUUCCAGCUCAGGAUCAGGGGCCCAGGUAGCCUGGCGUGGUGUCUUUGCCUUCUGUACACAAGGCCUAGAAUCUGCAGUGUCUGCCUACUGUAGAUCCACUUGAGUGUCAAGAAGAUCACCUCUUGGUCUCUGAGAGGCUUUUCACUAUUUUAUCCGUGUAGGAAUAGCAGCAUAGGAAGUGGCCAGGGAUGCUAACAUCCUUGAUGGUCAAGCAUCCUUGAUUAUGAAUUUGCAGUGCGUUUCCAUCUUCCUCCCCUCAAAAUAAUGUCAGGCAUCUCACUUUAUUUUGAAACAGUGUUUCAUAGGCAUGUUUGAUUGAGUGCUACCCAUGGCUGAGAAAGAGCAAUAGAAAGUCAUCUUGCUCCUCACAAUGAUCAUUAGUAAAGCGUUACUACAUUUUAGUUUCUAUUUUAUAAUUGAAGAUAACUCAAGCCCUGGAAUGUAAUGACAUUCAUGCACUGAUCUCUAAGCCAGUUGAACAACAUCGCUGCAACACCCGGCUGGUGUUCCAGCCCCAGUAGAGAAAACAGAGAUGUGUACUUUUUAACCAAUGUCCAAGAAAGCAACUCUCUAUACCUCAUUUAAAGAGCAAUUCUUUAAAGUUGAUCCUUUCCCUUUUAGCUUAAGGACAUCAGCUCUUAGUAGGAAAGUUUACAAAAUAUGUGUCCAUUCUUAAAAUAGGUACUUAGUCCUUCCUUUGCCAGUGUUCAAAAAUUCCUCUAAAACAGAUGGCAAAGGCAUUGGGGGUAGGGGGGAAAUAUCAAAUCCUUACCAAAUUCCAGAAAAGAAAGCAAACUCUCAGACAACAAAAAGUUAUUUGUGUUCUUCAGUGUUUAUUAAACGGAGGAACUUACUGACAAAAGGCAAUACAAUCCAGUGUUUAUGUAGUAACCCUUGGUUACCUGCUGGGUUUGGUUCUCCUAUAUAUUACAUACACAUAACGAAAUGCAAACCAUGUGUUCUCAUUGUUAAACUAUCACCUUACAUUCAUGUAAUAAAAUGGUGGAAAUGAGUGAAAAUUAGCUGUUAACUUAGUAAAUAUAACAUGUUUUUUAAAAUAUGGUCAUUACAAUACGAUUCUAAAUAUUGCCAUGUGAAAAGUCAGAAGUACCAUUACUUUUACAAGUGUUGGCAAUAGCUGACUCCAACAGUGUUGGACCCACAUUUGAUCUUACAAACACAAGCAAUAAAAGAUUUUCUAAUUCACUUUAAUUUUUCCUCACUCUUAUUUGAGUCAUAGGAAAAGAAUUUCCAUCCAUGUCUUGGUAGACAUUUUUCAAGGUUGUUAUGUUACGAUUUUAAAGGUCUAUACAAAAUGAAUUGGUGUUUUAUUUUUAAUAUACUGUGAUGCAAUUGUUUGGGAAAUAUUUUAAAUUCUGUUUCAAUUUUACUUCUUCAAGUUUGGAACAUAAAAAUAGCUUCUGUUACUAUUCUCUGCCAGUAGAAAAAAAUAAUAAAACAGUAGAUCAACCGAGAAGGAGUUACAUCUAGUCUGUAGCUGAGGGAUCAGGGGUAGAACACUUGCCUGGCAUGACAAGGCCCUGGGUUUGAUCUUCAGCACUGGAGGGAGAUGGGGAGGAAAGAGGAACAGGGAGACAGAGAAAGAAAGACGAAGGAAAAGGAGAAGGGGCUGAGGAGGAGAAAAGUGGGAAGGAAUAGGCAAAGAGAGAGGUGGAGAGAGAAAGAGGCGAGAAUGGGGGAAGAGAGACAGAAGAGAGGGAAGUAGCCGUGAUUAGCAAUGUCGUUUGGGUGUUUAUGACUGAAAGUAAGUUGAAUUGGUUUCCUCUUCUCUUUAGGAUGUUCAGCUGGUAAAUCAACCUACCAAGUGCUUAAAAUGUAAAGUAUUUUGAUAAGUGUUACCAAUGAAAGUUUUUGAUAUUAAGCACUCUGGCCAUAUUAGUGUCUGUGUCCUAGAGAUAGCUAGGGAGUAAGAUAUCUGCAUAUACUCAACUGGUCUUAGGAAACAUUGUACAGAUAAAAUAUCCUACCCUUUGCUAUUUUCUGUCUGACUUCCUGUGCAUGGGAACUGGGGUCCAUUUCUAAGGAGAAUGGAUAAGGAAGUAGGUUGGUCUUUGGCAUUUCAUCUUGCAUUCUUGGUUCUCUUUAGCUUGGUAUUUACAUGCUGAGCCAUCCUUAAGGGUCUUCCUGUGAGAUUUGACUGCCUGCCCCCUCAAGGCCCUUCUCCACUGGUAAUAGGAGCGGCAGGACAAGGGGUCUUAUUUGAUAGCACUUUUUUUUUUCUGUAGCAACCCAAGAACUAAUUUAAGUGGGCUCAUUAGUCACAGGUGUGUUGUUUUUUUUUCUCAAUGAGUCACACCCUGUCUGUAAGCAUUCACCUACAGGAAAUCACUUGGCUACAAUGAAGCAGCCAUUUUUUUUCAAACUGCCUCUGUCUUCUUAAAAAGUAAUUCAUGAAGUCAGAUGAUGGCCUUACAACAUGAUAUCAAAAUCAUUCUUGUAGGAGAGAGAUGUAAAUUAAAAACUUUGCCAAUAGCCAGAUGUGUGAGAUCACACUCUUAGACCAAACACUUAGAUGCUGGUGAUGAGGUCAGAAAAUAAGUCAAUACAACUGGAAAUUAUGGUAGCUACUGUUGCUUGGGGUUCAGCACUACGUUAAACUUGCCCGAUGUGUCUGCACAUUUUAACGCUGAUGUAUUUACUUGGGAAUGCGUUUUCAUCUUAAUUCGCAAAACCUGGAGAGGGUUCCCAUGUGAAUCUUUAGAGCAAUGUAUAUGCAACUAAUUUAGGGUUUGUUUCCCCCUUUUAAUGUAUACUUGCUGCCAGAAAUACGAGGGGAGGGAGACUCCUUUUUACAUAAAUGCCUUUCUUCAUCCCCCUCAUCAUCCCUCACUAAAACAUAUAUUAAUUAGUUAAAUCUUAAAAGCAUCUCUCAGAUCUUUGUCGAGUGUGGGCUGCCCAGACCAAUGGCUGCAGACAGUCAUGGCUGGGGUAGAAAUGGAGGAGCUCAUGCCAAGCAGAGCACGCAUGUCUGUAGGUCAGUGGCACAGGCUCGCUGGAUGGUUGCUCCACCGGAGGCCUCACUGCUGCCGCCUCAGUCCAGAGCCAGCAGUGGCUGGGUGUUCUCAUUUUCCCCCUUCUCUUCGUGUUUCAAGGUCCCAGCUUCUACCACAGACUGAGACCUAAUGAGAGAGAGGAAGGAGACACAGAGUCACAGACCGUCCAUGCUAGCUAUUCACCUGGAGAAUCAAAGCAUGUAAAAUUGCGGUUUAGUACUUCCCUUUUGGUGUCUGUUUUCCACACACCACUUUAAUUUCUUUAUUUCUUUUUGUUUAUUUUUCUGAAGAUUGAACCUGGUCGUUCCGAGACUCUUUUUUUCUGCUGACUUUGAUCUGUACCAUUUGGCUGUAAUAAACCAUAACUAUGGCUGUCCAUGCUUCAAAUAAAAAUAAAGGUAAUUCCAAAG
Apodemus sylvaticus (European woodmouse) is the source of this 6689-nucleotide messenger RNA. It is a transcript of the gene Asph, whose product is annotated as aspartate beta-hydroxylase. The coding region runs from base 220 to 2448 and encodes 742 amino acids. Lineage: Eukaryota; Metazoa; Chordata; Mammalia; Rodentia; Muridae. Gene Ontology annotation, cellular component: membrane; endoplasmic reticulum. The record is from RefSeq and is a predicted model, not a curated record. Gene Ontology annotation, biological process: peptidyl-aspartic acid hydroxylation. The transcript has 24 exons. Gene Ontology annotation, molecular function: protein binding; peptidyl-aspartic acid 3-dioxygenase activity.